AUGGACGAGCUGGAGUACAAUAGGGUGCUGACAAGGUUACAGAGACGCGCGCCUUCCCCGCUUCCCCUGAAUCAGAUUACCCAGAACCAGCAGAAACAGCAGCAGCAGCAGCGGUUCUUUUCUUCUUCAUCAUCAACGCCGGAUUCGGCCUCCGUUUCUCCUCAAAGUUGCCCGGCCAGGUUCGGAUCGGGUACUGGUAAAGAUCCGAUUCCUCUGCUUACGCCUCUGGUUUCGCCGACGGCCGGGUUCCAGCACCUGCAGCAGCAGCAGGGGAUUUGUUUUGGCAUCGUGAGACGUGGAGAUUGA
Molecule: messenger RNA, 306 nt
Organism: Linum trigynum
Lineage: Eukaryota; Viridiplantae; Streptophyta; Magnoliopsida; Malpighiales; Linaceae
Source: the annotation of a GenBank genome assembly